Molecule: messenger RNA, 1397 nt
Organism: Drosophila mojavensis
Lineage: Eukaryota; Metazoa; Arthropoda; Insecta; Diptera; Drosophilidae
Exons: 2
Coding region: 1-612 (203 amino acids)
Source: RefSeq, a predicted model, not a curated record
AUGUGCAAGUUUACCAAUCGUUUAUUUGUCCUGGCCUUGCUGCAAUGCGUUGCCUUGGCCCUGCCGAAGCCACUGAAGAGUCGCAGUAGUGCCAGCGAUUUAAUUGAUCUAUUGUACAAUGAUUAUGGUGACUAUGGCUACCAGGUGGAGGAGGUUCACUACGAUCAGAGGCAGAAGGGUACUGAGAACUUGAGAUGGCAUCUAGAUGGGUUUGUUUUCGGCUUACCAGGUCGCGAGGACUACUCCUGGAUGGAACAGCUCUUUGAGACAUAUUCAAACAGUCCACUGGCAGCCAUACGGGAGCCAGUCGAUAUAUAUCCAACAGAGUCUAUAAGUAAUAAAACAGAUCAGACAACAACUCAAGUGGUAAAUAUAUCAACGCCGAAGAAGGAAAUCGAAAGCCGACACAGCCCCAAUUCUAAACUGUCUAGUGCACCUCGGUUUGUAACUCUUAUGGAAAGCCAACUAGAUCAUUUAUUUUUUUAUUUAUUUUUUAUUUUUAUACAGCACAAAAUCGGAAAUGGUGCAGCUUCUAAAAUUGUUUCGACGUCCUCAAGCUUAGAGCGCUUUAAUAUAAUACAUAAAAUCGAAUUUUUAAGCUAUGGCAAAUAAAUAAUAUCUUUGAAAACGAACAAAUGUGAAUUUAAAUUGAAUGUUGAAUAAUAUCCGUUAUAUGGUUAUAUAAAUCUAAAAAUCUAUUCCUUGUUUUAGCGAGUAUUACAGAAAAGUUUUAUACGACUAACAAGAAGCAAGAACAGUAUAAAAUCGCCUGUAAUACUGCUUGAUAUAGUCAUCAAAGUUGUUAGACAACAUCGACAAACAAACAAAGAAAUAUGUGAAACAAAAAUUAUUGAAAAUUUUAAAAAUGAAUUCGGAUAUGCGAAUUGAAACAAAAUGCACCUCUCAGUUAAAUAUCACAUAUGAUAUGAAAAUUGAUUUUACAGAAACAUACUCUCUGUUUCAACAUAAUGUAAACGAAAUUUGAAAAUUGCGCCACUUAAUCACAUCAUAUGAAUAUCAGGGCUGAUACGAUAAAUUUAUCUUUUAAAAAUUCAAUAAAUUAACCAACACUGUUAGUCGAUAAAAAAUCAGGAAUUUCGAUUGAUAGUCGGUCAACUUAAGACCAGCUUGGCACUACUCUUCGUUUUGGCGAAUCAUUUCAUAAACAAAUAGGUGUCCGUGGAGUGAUUUGCAGUAUUUUCGCUCGUUCUACAUCGAAUAUUCAAGAACCGUCGUGUCUAACUGCACGACGAACAAGACCCAGUAUAAAAGCCGAAGUGCAGCCAUUGCGGCUGUAUACAUAGAGAACAACUGCGACGCAAUAGACGACUUCGAAGCAAAUUGUGAAACAAAUAAUCAGCAAAUACAUUCUUUUGCUGUCUACUUUGUCGAAUUAA